AUGCGUUUAAAUGCCUCAAUUGAUGUAGCAAGAUUUCUCUUGACAUCGGGAUUUCCAUUUCGUGGACAUGAUGAAAGUGAAGGUUCCGAAUAUAAGGGUGCUUUUCUUGAACUUUUGAAAUGGUAUGGGGAUAGAAGUUUUGAUGUGGGAAGAGUAAUAUUAGGUAAUGCUCCACAAAAUGAUAUGAUGAUUUGUCCGACAAUUCAAAAAGAUAUUGUGGAGGCUUGUGCUAAAGAAACAACUAAGGCUAUCAUUGAAGACUUGGACGGUGAUUAUUUUGGAAUAUUAGUUGAUGAAUCAAAGGAUGUUUCUCAUAAGGAGCAAAUGGCUCUAAUUUUGAGAUAUGUCAACAAAAGUGGAAUGGUGAUAGAGCGAUUCUUGGGGAAUAUGAAACGUGAUUGUCCUUAUUAUCUUGAUAGAUUUACGGCGGAAAAUCUUUUGAGCAAGAUUCAUGAAUUUGAAUUUGUCUUUAUGUUGCACUUGAUGUUUAAGGUGUUGCUAUUGACGAAUGAGUUGAAUAAAGUUUUACAAAAGAAAGAUCAAGAUAUCGUUAAUGCUAUGGGAUUGCUUGACCUUUCAAAGAAACGAUUGCAAAUGAUGAGAGAGGAUGAAUGGGACUCUAUGAUGGAUGAGGUUAGCUUAUUUUGUGGUAAACAUGGAAUUUCAAUUCCCAAAAUGAAUGAAGACUACUCUAAUGGGAAGUCGAAGCGUAAGAGGUCCAAUAUUUCAUAUUUGCAUCACUUUCGUGUGGAAGUGUUUUAUGCCGUCAUUUAUUUGGCACUUCAAGAACUCAAUAAUCGUUUUGAUGUGGUGACUAGUGACUUGCUCCUCGGUAUGGCUAGUUUGAGUCCGGUUGAUUCAUUUGCUAAUUUUCACAAGGAUAGGAUAAUGAAACUAGCCGAGUACUACCCAAGUGAGUUUGGUGAUAAAGAGCUUCGGGAACUCAAUUUUCAACUUGAUGAUUUUAUUGUCUAUGCUCAAAAGUGUGAUAGCAAGUUUCUCAACUUGAAGGGAAUCAAGGAUCUUGCAAAAGUGAUGAUAGAGACAAAACUAGAUCAAACUUGGUCACUUGUGUAUCUACUUGUGAAGCUAACUUUGAUUAUUCCUGUUGCUACCGCAAGCGUGGAAAGAGCAUUCUCAUCAAUGAAGUACAUAAAGAAUGAUUUGCGUAAUAGGAUGGAUGAAGAUCUUUUGAAUGGUUGUUUAGUUUGCUAUAUAGAGCGUAGUAUAUUUAAAAAUGUAAGUAAUGAAUCCAUUAUUGACCGUUUUCAAAAUAUGAAAACUCGUCAAGGACAAUUGUAA
Solanum tuberosum (potato) is the source of this 1302-nucleotide messenger RNA. RefSeq lists its product as uncharacterized. NCBI's taxonomy places the organism in Eukaryota, Viridiplantae, Streptophyta, Magnoliopsida, Solanales, Solanaceae. The record is from RefSeq and is a predicted model, not a curated record. Gene Ontology annotation, molecular function: protein dimerization activity. The coding region runs from base 1 to 1302 and encodes 433 amino acids. The transcript is spliced from 2 exons.